This is a messenger RNA of Juglans regia (Persian walnut), 1545 nucleotides long. RefSeq lists its product as uncharacterized. The record is from RefSeq and is a predicted model, not a curated record. The transcript has 4 exons. Lineage: Eukaryota; Viridiplantae; Streptophyta; Magnoliopsida; Fagales; Juglandaceae. The coding region runs from base 245 to 1150 and encodes 301 amino acids.
UGUGUGGAUAUUCUCGGUAGGAGUAGGAUUUUAACCAAUGUUUAUGUCCCGGGGGAAGUUUGUACGUUUUGUUUCUUUUAUUCAUCGAUAACCUCCUCGCUCUCUCGCAUCCACCAGUCUCCCUCGCUUAGCAUCUCUACCUCCGGUUGUUCCUCGUACGGUUCCUACAUUGCAUCUCUGCUAGGGUUCCAGAUUCUUCAAGAGGAGGUAGAGGGCUUUUCGUGCCACCGAAUUUCGAGAGUUUAUGAUGACGUAUCGGGAGGAAGAAGCUGGGGGUGAUGAGGUGGUGCCGGAACUGUGUCUGAGAGUUGGGGGCGACGCUAACAAUGGGGACUACGUGAAAUUGAAGCAGGGUCCUCACGAUCGGGAAACCGAGGAAGGUUUUGGUGGGGUGGGGGAGCCUUCGUCUCCGAGAAGAGGAGGGUGUUUGUGGUACUGGGUCAAGUUGUUGGUCCUUUGUAUCUCCAUCGGCCUGUUGGCUGCGGUUUGUAUCAAAUGGGUCGGACCCUUUUUCAUGGAUAAGGAGAUUAUCCCAAUUAUAAAUUGGGAGACAACAACAUUCAGUACUCCAGUUCUGGCUGUUCUGGUCUUUGCUUCUUUGGCAUUAUUCCCUGCCGUACUUUUACCAUCUUCACCCUCUAUGUGGGUAGCAGGGAUGACUUUUGGUUAUGGCUACGGAUUUUUACUAAUCAUAUCAGCGGUGGCUGUUGGUGUAUCACUCCCAUUUUUCAUUGGCUCUCUUUUCUAUCAUAAAAUUCAAGGGUGGCUGGAAAAGUAUCCAAAGAGGGCUUCUGUACUAAGAGCAGCUGGUGAGGGAAAUUGGUUUCAUCAGUUCCGAGCUGUGGCAUUAAUCAGGAUUUCUCCUUUCCCUUACAUCAUAUAUAACUACUGUGCUGUGGCGACAAAUGUUAAGUAUGGUCCUUACAUCUUGGGGUCAUUGGUGGGGAUUAUACCGGAAAUAUUUGUUGCAAUCUACACUGGAAUCCUUAUAGGGACAUUGGCAGAUGAGCGGCACUCCCUUUCAGCCCAACAAAUUGUCUUUAAUGUUGUUGGUUUUGCUGCAACUGUGGCUACCACUAUUUUCUUCACACUGUACGCGAAAAGGCAGCUCAAGGGACUACAGAAUGAAGACGAGUUAUUAUUGCAGUAAAGCUUCUGGUCCUAGUUUGGGUUAGGCGAAAACCAUCUUCCACGGGCUUGUUCAGAGUUGCAUGUUAAACAUGGUGCAUUUCUGGGUGAGGCUUUAUUUAUCAAAACGACUUCAUCCAUGGGAGUGGUUGGUAUAUAUGAUUAAUUGAUGCUAUGUAAGCAGUGUGGUAGGGAACAACGGAGUAGAAGCCAAGACAGACACAUCUAACAUGAUUGACAUAUAUGUUGACACAGCAUUCAUUCUCUCAAAAAUUGCUUUCUUCCUCAAUCCUCGUUUGUAUAUGAUUGAACGGUUAUGCUUUAAUAGGGCUCAAAUUGACUUGGACAGGCUGAAAUUAAAUGUUCCAUGUUGUCUUGUUGUAGACCAUGUGUAAUGUUCUACAGAUUUUUUAGUUU